Molecule: messenger RNA, 1918 nt
Organism: Sinocyclocheilus anshuiensis
Lineage: Eukaryota; Metazoa; Chordata; Actinopteri; Cypriniformes; Cyprinidae
Exons: 5
Coding region: 344-1456 (370 amino acids)
Source: RefSeq, a predicted model, not a curated record
UUUCCAACUUCACGCAAUCAGCAGAAGAAUCAUUCAAAAGGUCUUCAAUGUUGGGGUCCAAGCACCAAAAUUGCUGGAACUCUAUUGCGUUUGUUCUAAAUUUCCUUUUUUUUUUUUGGUCUUUAUUAUUUCUCUGCUCUAAAAGUGUGUGGGCAUCAGAGACUGUAAAUCGCAGAGACCCCAAACUUGGCAAGAGGGUCCCAAGUGUGCACCGCUACUCAUUCGCAUAUCUGUUUUUGGACUGUAGUUGUUUAGUUUCCAAAAAAGAUCCUGCAGUCAGCUGUUGGUUUUUGUUUCAGACGUGUCUGGUGCAGAAACGGAUAAAACAAAUACCAAGUCAGCGAUGGAGGGAGAAUCUGUCACUUUAAAUCCUGGUCUAGUAAAAAGUCCAAAUGAUUCGAUGACAUGGUUUUUUAAUGACGAUCCCAUCGCCAAAAUCACUGGAGAUCAGAGUAAGAUCUGUACAGAUGAUCAGUGUGAAGAGAGAUUCAGAGACAGACUGAAGCUGGAUCAUCAGACUGGAUCUCUGACCAUCAUGAACAUCACAACCACAGACGCUGGACUUUAUAAACUACAGAACAACAGUCACAUCCACCCUCACCACAGCAUCAUCAGUAUUAGAAGAUUCGGCAUUACUGUUAUUGGUGUGUCUGGUGUUGAGACAGAUGGAGUGUCAGUGUCAAUGAAGGAGGGAGAUUCAGUUACUCUACACACUGAUGUUGAAAUUAACCAUCAGGACACAAUGAAAUGGUAUUUGAAUGACUUUCGCAUCGCUCAAAUCACUGGAGAUCAGAGUAAGAUCUGUACAGAUGAACAGUGUAAAGAGAGAUUCAGAGACAGACUGAAGCUGGAUCAUCAGACUGGAUCUCUGACCAUCACAAACACCAGAACCACAGACUCUGGACUUUACAAACUACUGAUAAGCAGCAUAAAAAUAAUUCAAAAGAUCUUCCAUAUUGCUGUUCAUGAUGUUCCUGCUGAUGAACGAGAUGAAAUGAAGAGAAAGUCAGUGCAGGAAGGAUCAUCUGUCACUUUGGACAGUCAAGUAAUAACAAACCCAAAUGAUUUGAUGAGAUGGUUUUUUAAUGACAUUCUCAUCGCUGAAUUCACUGGACAUCAGAGUAAGAUCUGUACAGAUGAUCAGUGUGAUGAGAGAUUCAGAGACAGACUGACGCUGGAUUAUCAGACUGGAUCUCUGACCAUCACAAACACCAGAACCACAGACUCAGGACUCUAUAAACUAAAGAUCGUCUGCAGCAUCCGCUGUCGUCACAGCAUCAGCAUCAUCCGCAUAAAGCGAUUAAGCAUUACUGUCAUUGAUUCAAGUCUGCCUUUAGGAGUUAUAGCAGUUGCAAUAUCUGCUGCUGCUGUUGUUCUGCUGGUGGUUGUAAUUGUAAUUUGUGUAAAGUGCUGCUGGUGGUGCUGCAGUAGGGGCCAUAAGAACAAUGUAAUAUAACAAUGAUGUAUUGUAACAUAUACUGUGUAAAAUUACCGUCUGAAUUAACAGUGGUGUGAAUUCAUUUUUGUAUCAGCAGGAUGUUAUGUCUCCGCUUUAGUGUCAUGGUGUAACAUAAAUGUACACAUAAAGAAUUAUCAUCACUGUGUGAUGGAGAUGAUUCACCUUCACCAGCGUUUCCGUGGGUCCUUAAAUUUUUUUAAAUUGUUGUAUCUAACUUAAGGGCAUAGAAAUCUUAAAUGGUACAAGAAUGUUUUCAAGGGAAUGUUUUUACUUUCACUUUCACUUUCAGAAAAAUCGUAAUUACAAUUUCAAGAGGUUUUAAAUUUGAGAAACAGGAACCGUGAUAUGGCUUAAUGUGAGAAAACUUUAAAAGCAUAUGAUUUCUUUGAAAUCUGCAAUAUUUAUUCUAAGUCGAAACGCAGCGCAUUUAUGUAAAUGUAUAAGGGGAAUUGACUGUCU